CACAAUCCAAAACCCCCCUCUCUCUCCUAUGUCUGGGCAGCCCACCGACGCAUCCCCACCCCAUCCCACCGGCCGCCCCGUCGGCGGCACCGAGCACAGCUGGUGCAAGGCCGUCCCCAUCGGCACCGGCAUAACCGUCCUCGCCCUCCUCCUCUCCAAACCACCCGACCUCUCUCUCCUCCAAACCGCCCUCCGCAACCUCCAAACCACCCAUCCCCUCCUCCGCUCCCACCUCCACCUCAACCCCACCACCCACGCCUUCUCCUUCUCCCUUCCCCCCUCCCCUCCCCUCCUCCGCAUCCAACCCGUCGACCUUCCCUCCACCGCCCGCAUCCUCCACACCAUCAGCAACCCGAACAAUAAACUUUCCACCUUCCACCUCAUCCUCGAACACGAACUGAACCAAAACCCGUGGCAGGACGACGCCACGGGUUCCGCUGCAGAUGCUGUGAAUGUUGACGUGUUUUUCGUGAGGGUUUAUAGGUUGAGCGAGGGGGAGUGGGCCCUGAUGCUGAGGCUUCACACGGCGGCGUGCGACAGGACGGCGGCGGCGGCGGUGCUGAGGGAACUGAUGGGGAUGAUGGGGGGAGGGGUAGGGAGGGAGAUAGAGGGGGAAGGGGAGGUUAAUUUGGGGAUUGAGGAGUGUGUGCCGAGUGGGAAAGCGAACAAGCCGUUUUGGGCACGUGGGGUGGACAUGCUGGGGUACUCGUUGAACUCGUUUAGGUUUUCGAAUCUGGAUUUCGUGGACGCCGGUUCGCCCCGGUGUUCGCAGUUCGUGAGGCUGCGGAUGGGUGCGGAUGAGACGGGUCGGGUUCUUUCGGGUUGCAAGUCAAGAGGUAUUGGACUAUGCGGGGCAUUAGCAGCCGCCGGCUUUAUUGCAGCUCGUUCCUCUAAAAACCUUCCUGAUGAUCAAUGGGAGAAGUAUGCAGUUGUAACCCUCAUCGACUGCCGUCCGAUUCUUGACCCGGUGCUUAGUAGCCACGAUAUAGGGUUUUACCACUCUGCGAUCCUGAACACGCACGACAUAAAUGGGGAAGAAAAACUCUGGGAUCUGGCAAACAGAACUUACACGUCCUUCUCAAAUGCAAAGAACAACAACAAGCAUUUCUCAGACAUGGCAGACAUCAACUUCCUCAUGUGCAAGGCCAUUGACAACCCUGGCUUGACUCCUUCGUCGUCCUUGAGAACUUCCUUCAUCUCGGUGUUUGAGGACCCCGUGAUCGACCAUUCUAGCAAAACCCACACGGAGUUGGGAGUGAGGGAUUAUAUAGGGUGCGCUUCGGUGCAUGGAGUCGGGCCAUCCAUUGCUUUAUUCCACACUAUACGAGAUGGGGAAUUGGAUUGCGCUUGCGUUUAUCCCUCGCCGUUGCAUUCGAGGGAGCAGAUGGAAGAGUUGGCUGAGAAUAUGAAGAAGAUUCUUGUGGAUGCUAGUUCUUCUGUGGACAGUCAUGCAAGCUAAAUUUCUUCUCAUGAGUUUCUGGUGUUGAACAUGUUCUCUAAUGGGAACAUUCACAUUUCUAAGCGUUCAAUAAAAUUCUUUCUAUCUGUCUCUUGUUUAAGAA
This is a messenger RNA of Rhododendron vialii, 1562 nucleotides long. RefSeq lists its product as uncharacterized. NCBI's taxonomy places the organism in Eukaryota, Viridiplantae, Streptophyta, Magnoliopsida, Ericales, Ericaceae. The transcript has 3 exons. Bases 29 to 1459 code for a protein of 476 amino acids. The record is from RefSeq and is a predicted model, not a curated record.